Molecule: messenger RNA, 1695 nt
Organism: Gregarina niphandrodes
Lineage: Eukaryota; Apicomplexa; Conoidasida; Eugregarinorida; Gregarinidae
Exons: 1
Coding region: 1-1695 (564 amino acids)
Source: RefSeq, a predicted model, not a curated record
AUGAAAACGAGUGUAUGCGGAGAAUCGAGCGGCCUGGGACUAAGUGGGUUAUUGUCUGUCUUGUAUACAGACGGGGGUGAGCAGACGAGGGUUGACGGCUGUGACGUGAAGGUAGCAGUAAUUGGCGGGCUUGGGAGUCACUUGGAGGUUCUGGUUGUGGCGGACCCGAAGGACCUUGCAAAGCCGCGUUCCAAGUUCGACCUUACACAAGAUAGCGUGAGACUGUUGGUGAUUCCGCCCGAAAACUUCGAUGAGUGGUGGGGUGAAGGUGACCAUCUCCCCGAGUACCUGUUUGAUCCGCAGACGAAGCACGGCAACAACGAGAGGACCGAGUUGGACGAACGCGCGGAGCUGCUUACGACACGGGUGGCUGACUACCGCCGAUCCGUGAACUCUUUGGCGACCAGCAUCUGGCACGACUUAGUGGCGCCCAAGAAUCCCCUCGACGCGUUGGACCAGACAGUCGCCGACCGAAUCUUUGAAGACCUUGUGCCGAGGACUAUGGCACCUGCGCAAGCCGUAGAAAAUGCUCCGCGACCCUUUAUAAAGGAGUUGCGGUCGGUCACGAAAGAGGACUACGACUUGCUGUGGAAAGAACACUUCAACCCUAGAGAGACGGACACCAAAAUGCGCCAAGUAGAAUACGACGACUUGACAGCCUUGCACAAGAUUGUGAUGCUUGCUGUAGUUCCCGAGCCGACACCGUGCUCCAAAACGAGCUCAUGCGCCAGUGUGAUCUGCCGGAAAGCGGUGGAAUGGUCCGUCGUGGCCGCGGCCGCUAUAGCACUGCAACAGUCCCUUCAAGCACUAGGCUAUUUGGCCGACGUAAAGAGCAUCUGGAACUCCGCGGCCAACGGCUCUGUCAUGGCCGAUUGUGCCGCCAUGGCACCGAUGGCAGACAAGCUGCAGCAAGAGCUUACUAGCAAGGAUCCUAGUGUCUUACUGAAGAUAUUUGGCAACCAUAGAGACGUGUUUAAGGACCUGGUCGGGAGUGCAGUGGAGGCGGCACGUAACAGUACCCCUCAUCUGCCUGUGGGUGAAUAUGUGAACGAUGAUUUAUACGAUAGGUAUGGUGUGUUUGUGGACCCUCAAACGAAAACUGACCUGCAGUCGUUCCGUACACCGCGUGCCACAUGCGCGGCCAUAACAGCCAAUUCGUAUAGCUGGGACGUCCAGGUCGGCGACAAGCUUAUGUUCACGGACUCCAACAUUUGUGGCUGGGAAAAUGACGGCAUCCUAAUUUGUAGCAACUUGCAAAUUCGAAACCCUCAGUGUUUCCAGUACGUGUCGGGCGACGCGAACCACCCACGCGGUCUCUUCUUCUUGUGGGACAUGAUCGAUAGAAUCUUUGGUCCGGAAAAAGGCAACAAGGAAUGUAGCAUUCAUUGCAUCAACCCGGACAGCUGGAGACAAGAAUUGCUGCGCGAGCGAAACAAGUAUUCAGCCGGAAGGAUGAAUCCGGCUGACGAGAUGCGACUGUUUCGGACAAACCCCGCGUGGCACAAGGUCGAGAAAUCUUUAGAGGCCGUGAAGUUUACGAAUGCCGCCACCUCUACGCAAACCGUUAACUCUACGCAGACCGUUGACUCUACGCAGACCGUUAAGUACACGGAGACCCCUUACUCUACGCAGACCCUUAACUCUACGGAGGCCCCGAACUCUACGCAGGCCGUUGACGUCUACGCAGACCGUUAA